Messenger RNA from Medicago truncatula (barrel medic), 2021 nucleotides. Its product is annotated as UDP-glycosyltransferase 76B1. The transcript is spliced from 3 exons. The record is from RefSeq and is a predicted model, not a curated record. Gene Ontology annotation, molecular function: quercetin 3-O-glucosyltransferase activity; quercetin 7-O-glucosyltransferase activity. Bases 439 to 1821 code for a protein of 460 amino acids. NCBI's taxonomy places the organism in Eukaryota, Viridiplantae, Streptophyta, Magnoliopsida, Fabales, Fabaceae.
UGUUGCACACUUGGUGUCUUGCAUGGAAGACAAGUGGCUUGUUGCAUAUAAGGAACUAUGACUUACCUUUCCUAUAAAUAGCAAGCUCGUUUGCAUCCUUUCAAUCAUCCCAUUAUGUAUUAACACAACAACAAGAAUUAGAGCUUCUAAAGAAUGAGAGAGAAAAAUAUAGAGAUGGCAUAUAGUUUCUCCUAUAAGGUUUCUUUCGGUGUUAGUAUUCUCAUAUUUCGAAUAGAGAGAAACUUGUCUCUCCUUAUAUUUAGAGAGGUUUUGUAAUUUUUCCCACUUAGUGAAAGUUCUCUACUAUUGCCUCCGUGAUUUUUUCCUCUUAUUUGUUGAGGGGUUUCCACGUAAAUAUUAUUCUAAAGUUGCAAGCUCACUCCCUUGUCCUAGGAAGAUAAGUCUCUAGUAAAAUCCUGAAACCAAACAGACACAUCAAUGAAGGAAACAAAGGGUUGUAGAUUGUUACUUAUCCCUUUACCAUUACAAGGACACAUAAAUCCAAUGCUUCAACUUGCACAAAUCCUUUACUCAAAUGGUUUUUCCAUAACCAUCAUUCACACAAGUUUUAAUUCCCUUAACCCAUCAAACUAUCCUCACUUCAACUUCUGUUGUAUCAAAGAUGGUUUAAGUGAAUCUUCUGCUUCAAAUCUCUUGAAUUUGGUAGUUGAACUCAACAUUAGAUGUGUGAAGCCAUUCAAGGAGUGCUUAGGUAAACUACUAUGUGAUGUAUCUGAGGAACCUAUUGCUUGCUUGAUAUCAGAUGCUAUGUGUUAUUUCACUCAAGAUGUUGCUACAAGCUUUAAGCUUCCAAGGCUUGUUUUGAGAACUGGUGGUGCAUCUUCCUUUGUUGCUUUUGCUGCCUUUCCAUAUUUAAGAGAAAAUGGGUAUUUUCCUAUACAAGAAUCUAAAUUGGAGGAUGGAGUGAAAGAGCUACCACCACUCAGAGUGAAAGACUUACCAAUGAUCAACACAAAGGAACCAGAGAAAUAUUACGAGUUAAUAUGCAAUUUUGUCAACAAAACCAAAGCCUCAUUAGGAGUGAUUUGGAACACCUUUGAAGACUUGGAAUCAUUACCACUAUCAACACUAAGCCAACAAUUUUCAAUUCCAAUGUUCCCAAUAGGACCUUUUCACAAGUAUUUCCCUACUAACAAUACAUCUUCUUCUAGCAGCUUAAUACCACAAGACCAAAAUUGCAUUUCAUGGUUAAACAAACACAAACCAAAAUCUGUGGUUUAUGUGAGUUUUGGAAGUGUAGCUUCAAUAACCGAGGCGGAGUUUUUGGAGAUAGCUUGGGGUUUAGUCAACAGUAAUUAUCCGUUUUUGUGGGUGGUUAGACCGGGACUAAUCGGUGGCCACGAGUGGCUUGGGCCGUUGCCAAAUGGGUUCAUGGAGAAUUUAGAAGGUAGAGGCUAUAUAGUGAAAUGGGCACCACAACAAGAAAUUCUAGCUCAUCAAGCUGUUGGUUUGUUUUGGACUCAUAAUGGUUGGAAUUCAACUUUGGAGAGUAUUUGUGAAGGGGUUCCUAUGAUAUGUAUGCCUUGUUUCACCGACCAAAAGGUGAAUGCUAGGUAUGUUAGUCAUGUUUGGAGGAUUGGAUUGCAAUUAGAGAAUGGAAUGGAGAGAGGGAAAAUAGAGAGGACUAUUAGAAAAAUGAUGGAAGAUGAUAUUGAAGGGAAUGAGAUUAGAGAUAGAGCUUUGAAAUUGAAGGAAGAGGCUAGGGUUUGUUUGAAAAAAGGUGGUUUUUCUUGCUCUUCCUUGGGAAGGUUGGUUGUUCAUAUUUUGUCAUUGGUGUCAUUUACUUUUGAAGCUUCAUAGUUUGGAUCGUUUCCGAAAAGGUUUGUCAUUUCUUGAAGAGCAAGAAAUGGUUAUGGUGGUGUUUUUUUUUUUAGGGAAUGGUGUUGUUUUUUUAUCUCUCUUUAGUCACAUUAAUUAAUAUAAGUGGCAUAUUUUCUAGGGUUAAGUGAUGUAUUUCAUUUGGUGUUAGAAUAUGAAGUUAAAUUUCUGGGUCUCGUUAA